This is a messenger RNA of Fusarium tjaetaba, 1185 nucleotides long. Its product is annotated as meiosis-specific serine threonine kinase mek1. The record is from RefSeq and is a predicted model, not a curated record. Lineage: Eukaryota; Fungi; Ascomycota; Sordariomycetes; Hypocreales; Nectriaceae. Bases 1 to 1185 code for a protein of 394 amino acids. The transcript has 2 exons.
AUGGAUACUGAAUCAAGCAACUCCGUUGCAUCAAUUACUAAGGAGUGUCUCCUGUCUUUCGAUGUCCACAUAUCCACUCUGAAAGACGCAUCCGAUCUUCACAAACGAUGUCUCACACAAAAGGCUCUCUCUAAUCAGCGAGAUCGACUCAAAGUCUGGGCGAGUAACAUAGGAGCCCUUCAAAGUGGGAAUGCAGCUCUUGACGCCCGGCUUCGGGGCUUUUCGGUGAUGAAACUGGCCAUUACUCAGUGCUUUGAGCAGCUCGGGCAAUUGAUAUCCAGCAGUAAAUAUGGAAAUAUUGCAAGGACAGCGGUUGUCUGUGGAACAGACGCUUGCGAAGUAUCAAGAAUUAUGGAUAGUGCGUCUGAUGACAGUUCCGACAACGAAAACAAAACACCCCAAAAGACUGAGCUGGGGCAGAAUCUAGUAGAGAUAGCCUCCAUUAUUUCCGAUCUUUUCAAGCUAUCUUUCAAACUGAGAAACCCUGCUGCAAGAUCGAUGGGGCCUCUGAUGUUGAGAGCGCUAUCUCAUAGAAAGAUGGUAAAUCUGGACGAUGCUGAUGAGAGUGCUGUAGUAGAUUUGUUCGAUUUGUAUACCGAGUUUGAUCGAACACACGUGGAAGAAACCUUGAGGCAAUGGCGACUGGGAUCCCGGCACCACAAAGCUUUGCGGUUUCCCAUCACUCCUGACGAAGCUAAGAUCACUCUUGCUGAGACAGAAAGAACUGACGCAUUGGUGAUAAAUGGACAUCUUAUAGAGAGGUGGGCCAAAUCUAUCACGAACCGCCGUCGUAUAUUUUCGUACUGGGAAAGACAUUCGAAGAAGUUAGCAGUAAGAGAGAGUGAGGUGGCAUUGAAAUCACCUACUAUCUCAGCUCCUCCACCAUCAAAUUACAACCCUAGUCAACAUGUCACACAAACACCAGAGCUCAUUCGACCAUUGCUAAUUCUGCCUGUAGCAGAAUCUACGGUGUUGUCUGAGACAGAAUUCAGUCUGAGGGGUCGACAUACGGAUACUGUGAGCAACAAUAGCUCAGCAACAUCUCGCAUUUCGACCGCAUACAACAUCGACGAGACUGCAUCUAACCUUCCACCUGCUCCCCCUCUGUCCCUCAACGAAACGGAGGCCCGAUGUCCCUAUUGCCAUCUCGUCUGCCCUGCCAGGGAAUUGCAACACAGUCGCUAG